AUGGCUGGUGGAGGAUUCACCAUUGAUGCACCUUCCAAUGGCUUCAACGGAAAAAUAACACUCUCAGUUGUCAUUACUUGCAUCGUUGCUGCAUCCAGUGGACUCAUUUUCGGAUACGACAUCGGAGUUUCAGGAGGUGUUACAACAAUGGUGCCAUUUCUUCAGAAAUUCUUUCCAGAUAUUCUAAGAAAAGCAGCUGCUGGUUUAGUUUCAAUUCUCUUAGCAAGCAAAGUCACUGCAACUAUAGGUCGAAGAAACACCAUCAUGUUGGGUGGUGCCAUCUUUUUUGCCGGUGCUUCCAUCAAUGGAGGUGCUCAAAAUGUUGCUAUGCUCAUCCUUGGUCGUAUUCUUCUCGGUUUUGGAGUUGGUUUCACUAAUCAAGCAACGCCUUUAUACCUUUCAGAAAUUGCUCCGUCUAAAUGGCGCGGCGCUUUCAGCACAGGCUUUCAGUUCUUUGCAGGCAUCGGCGUGGUUGCAGCCCUCUGCAUAAAUUACACGACUGCCAAACACGCGUGGGGCUGGCGACUCUCUCUUGGACUAGCAGUGGUUCCUGCAGGCGUGAUGAUGAUUGGCGCAUUCCUCAUCUCCGACACGCCCAGCAGUUUGGUCGAACGUGGCAAGAUAGACCAAGCCAGAAAAGCAUUGGUCAAAAUCAGAGGAUCUUCCAUUGAUAUUGAACCUGAAUUAGAAGAACUCAUUAAGUUGACAGAAAUUACGAAAACACUGCAACAAGAGCCUUUUACGACCAUAUUUAAGAGACAGUAUCGGCCUCACUUGAUCAUGGCAUUCGCAAUCCCGUUUUUCCAACAGUUUACAGGGAUCAACAUUGUAGCAUUCUAUUCACCUAACCUUUUUCAAUCUGUGGGUUUGGGACAUAAUGGCGCUCUACUUUCCGCUCUUAUACUUGGACUCGUCAAUCUUGGUUCUAUCUUAGUCUCCACUGCUUUUGUUGAUCGAUUUGGUCGAAGAUUCUUGUUCAUUUUGGGUGGCAUUCUAAUGCUUAUUUGUCUGAUUGCAGUGUCUGUUGUGCUAGCGUUGGUGACCGGUGUUCAUGGUACAAAGAACAUAUCAAAGCAAAAUGCAAUAUUGGUAUUGGUGUUACUAUGUGUCUAUGCUGCAGGUUUUGGCUUUUCGUGGGGGCCACUAACCUGGUUAAUUCCGAGUGAAAUUUUCCCCUUGAAAAUCAGAUCAACUGGACAAAGUAUUGCGGUUGGAGUACAAUUCGUAACACUGUCUGUGUUAUCACAGACAUUCUUAACAAUGCUAUGUCAUUUUAAGUUUGGUGCUUUCUUGUUCUAUGCAUUUUGGGUUGCAGUGAUGACUCUAUUUAUAAUAUUUUUCUUGCCUGAGACUAAAGGAAUAGCUUUGGAGUCAAUGUGUAUUAUAUGGGGAAAACACUGGUUUUGGCGGCGGUUUGUAAAAGGAGGAGUUGACAAGAACAAUCUUCCAUGA
Molecule: messenger RNA, 1452 nt
Organism: Vicia faba (fava bean)
Lineage: Eukaryota; Viridiplantae; Streptophyta; Magnoliopsida; Fabales; Fabaceae
Source: the annotation of a GenBank genome assembly